Messenger RNA from Microthlaspi erraticum, 930 nucleotides. Lineage: Eukaryota; Viridiplantae; Streptophyta; Magnoliopsida; Brassicales; Brassicaceae. The record is from the annotation of a GenBank genome assembly.
AUGGAAAGCUACAAGUGUAGGUUUUGCUCUAAGAGCUUCGUCAAUGGAAGAGCUUUAGGUGGUCACAUGAGAUCUCACAUGCCGACGAGUGCUGAAGAAGAGGUAGAGGAAAGGCCGAGUCAACUCAGUGAUGAGACUGAGUCGGAUGUUUCUUCCUCAUCGUCUGAAGAGGGAAAGAGAAAUGACAAUCCGACGAUGGAUGAUGAUCCGAAGUUUGCUUUCAGAGGCUCUGUUCUUCUCGAGGACGGUGAAAGCGAGACCGAGUCGUCGAGAAAUGUUGUUAACCUGACUCGGAAACGAUCCAAGCGAACUCGGAAGCUCGACUCGUUCGCGACGAAGAAGAUGAAAACGAGCCAAGUUGGUUACAAGACCGAGCCUGAGUCCGAGCCUCCUCACAGCUCAGCUUCGGAUACAACGACGGAGGAAGAUCUCGCCUUUUGUCUCAUGAUGCUCUCGAGAGACAAAUGGAAGAAGAACAAGACUGGUAAAGAAGUAGUAGAAGAGAUGGAGACGGAAGAAGAAUCAGAAGGUAAUAACAAAUCGAGCAAGAUGACGACGAAAGGGAGAUACAAGUGCGAGACUUGUGGAAAAGUGUUCAAAUCUUAUCAAGCGUUGGGAGGACAUCGAGCAAGCCACAAGAAGAACAGAGUUUGCAACAAAACAGAGCAACGAAGCGAAACAGAGUACGGUAAUGCGGUUGCUGCUAAUGCAGAGAAGAGAAUCCAUGAAUGUCCGAUUUGUUUGAGAGUUUUCGCGUCGGGACAAGCCCUUGGAGGUCAUAAGAGAUCUCACGGGAUCGGGAAUUUGUCUGUAAAUCAUCAUCAUCAUUAUCGUCAAGUUCAUGGAGUCGAGUCAGUGAGACAGAGGAUUAUAGAUCUUAAUCUUCCUGCACCAACCGAGGAAGACGAAGUCUCUGUGGUGUUUCAAUGA